UUGAGAUAGUUCGGUGGCGGGGGAGUUGUACUAAGUGUUAAAGAAAUGGAGAGUUUUACGAAUUCGUGUAGAUUGUGUCUGUGGAAAGGAGAUAAAAUGCUUCCAAUUUUUACAUCUCCUGAUGACGACGAAACAGCAACGAAGAUUCGAAAAUGCCUGCCGUUAGAUGUGCGAUGGGAAGACAGUUUGCCAAAAGGGAUCUGUGCCAGCUGUCUGUACAAGGUGGAGAUGCUGUUCGAGUUCCACUGCUCUGCUGUGAGAAUAGACUCAUUGCUCAGGAAAUAUCUCGCUUCAGAAGUGACUGUUAAGGAACAGCAGCUGAGCGGCAGUGGAUAUCAGGCCACCAACAUGCCCCCCAUGCGUAGUGUGGCCAUUGGCACUGAGGAUGAAUAUUUCCUUUCGGCAAGAAGAAUGAGGGAUGGCCAAGAAAGCAGUGGUAAUGCAGAACCUAUGGUAGCCAGAUUGCGUGUGCGGACACCACAUGACAUUAGUGAUAUGAGUAGUACAGGAGUUUCCCCAGUGGUUCAGGUGCCUCGACAACAGUCAGACCCCUUUAAUGGACAUACAACUGAAGUGCCACCACUGCCACACAGAUCAGACAGUGUUCAGGGUAUUGACAGUAUUCAUGCAAUUGGAGCUACAGAACAGUCACCAUUGAGGAGUACAGUACUGCGUUUGCCUGCAAGUGGUACUGCAGUUCAACAAGAGGAGUCAGGGAGGAGUGCCUCAAGACAGUCGGAACCUGUGGCUCACACAGCAUCCCCAGGAGAGGCCUGUGUAACACAAGACUCCACAUCAGAUUGUGCCCCAGCGGAAGACACAGAUGUAGUGUGCCUUUCAGUCAAGUCUCCACUGAUUGUGGUGCAAAGUGGUCCCUCAACAUCCCGGCCAUCAUGUGAGUGUGCCGACGAUGAUGAAGUGGUGGUGCUUGCCGAGAUCCAGAAGCAACCGUACCCGUACCGGCGGUGCAAGACCCCUACCAGCUUUGACACUUCCUCUGUGUCUAGCUGUGCCUCUGCGUCUGCUGUUUCUACCUCCUCCUCUACCUUCGAAGGUGGGAGGAGAAUGGCACCUCCGCGGAAAGCACACCGUCUUUGUCCCCGGCACCAAGAGUACUUGCGCUUGAUGAACCUACAGCAGGAGCAGCAACGGAUGAAGCAACGAGGUCUACAACAACAGGAGACACUGCAGAGGGUAGACCACCAUCCUUCAAGAGCCAGUGGACAGGAGCCUACUUUAAGCACUUCCUCAGCCAGUCUGAGAUUGUCGGAUGUGUCCAAUCCUGUGCAAUGUGAGCCCUCUCAGCAAGUACCGCAAAACCAGUCAUGUGGAGGAGGCACAAGGCAAUUGUCAGCAGAAACUCCACAUAUCGACACAUCAUCUAACUCGACAGAAUCUGAGGGACGUGUGCAAUUGCUUGGCCAAAACAAACUUACAUCUGGUGCAACAAGUCAUCUGGUAGCCCUUCUGAACAGUGACUCAUCACAUAUCACAGCUCAACCUGGUCAGUUGGAACAAGCACGGCAUGUGACGAGGACCAAACCUGAAGGAGCCACCACAGAGGCAGUGGUGGCACCACUUUCCAGUUCUGCAAAAUGCAACUCAUCUGUAACUGAGCCACAGGACCAAGUAAGGCAGCUGACUCUUGCCCAUCCAAAAGGAACAACUGUUGAGUCUUUCCUGGGAAAACCGUGUGGCAGCAAAUUAUCUUCAGCUGAUGCACCACUGCCAGCUGCUGCAAUGUCCCAGAGUGCUGUACCAACCCCAUCUGUUGCAGCAGCUUCACCUGUUUCACAGCUCUCAGCCUGCGUGCCUCCUUCGGCUGCUCCGCCUGCUACACCUGCAGUGCCUCCUCCAUCUUCUGAAGCUAUCCCAGUUACUGCAACUCCCCCAUCUACUAUGCCCAUCCCAUCUGCUACUCUGUCAACAACCUCUAAAAGGAUUUCAUCUGCAGCUUUACCCACCAGCUCUGUACCAGUCUCAUCCACUGCACUACCUGGAAUGCCUGUGACAACACAAUCUGACCCUUACCCCGUAACCUGUGCGGUGACUCCAUCGGUCGCACAUUCCGGUAUCGCCUCACACCCCAGCAGAGCUGCUGCACACUCUCCGUCCCCUGCAAGAUCCUCAUCUGGUGGGCAGUCCCCCUCGACUCUACAGACCUCAUCAUCACGAAAACAGUUGAACACACGGUCUCGAUCUCGCUCUCGCUCCAGUUCGAAAUCUCCAUCUGCUGGACAGCGCCGUGGCUCUAAAUCACCUGUGUCCACUGUGAUGGCCACACCUUCUGCAUCUCCCAAACCCUCUCCACCUUCCACAGACCAUGCACAACUGCGACUGGCUCCCCUGACUGCAUCUGUUACGUGGCCAUUGCCUGCUGCACCCACUACACCUCCUGCACUAUUACGUGCUUCAGCACAACCACAGCAACAAGAAAACAGACAGCAGAGAGUAGUGUUGCCGACACGUGGUUCUGGACAUCCUGAGCAUCAGGUGAUACCAGCCAAACUACAAGAUGGAGUCUUCAAGUUACCAGCAUUCCUGGUUGUAACUAAUGCCCCUUUUCAUGCACAAACACAACCUCCAGCAGCAGCAACCACUCAUCUGCCGGCACAGUCUCAAACCUCUGCCCCCGCAGAAACUCCUGCAGUGCCAAAGGAACAGGAACAGAAACAACAGUUGGCACAAACCGAAUCACCGGGAGGGGCCAUCAGCCAGUUGUUAGCAGCAUCUGCACUCAUUAGUCCCCCACGUGCCUCAACAGAGCCUAAGCAACAAGAGAAGAAGCAAGGGGAGGUGCAGAGAAAACCCACAGGAACACAUCUCUGUCAAUCUGCAGCAGCAUGUUUGCCCACUGCCCCUCCACACUCCCCUGCUCCAGGUAAGCAGCACGAACAGCAGCCACAAGUCCAACAUGAGCAGCAGAAAAAUAGACUGGAAGUGUUACGUGAUAAACUGUCAGCAAAAAUAGGCAGGCUACCAGCAGGCUCACCUGUAGGCACUGACGAGAAGGGUGUCUCUGUACAAAAUGGUCAGACACGCUCAGAGGCCGAUCAGCAGUUAACAAAUUCAGCAACUACCACUGCCACAUCACAUACAGUUGCACAGUCAAGUAAGAGGAGGAAAGAGCACCGGUCACACGCAGUUGUCGCCGAGCGUCCUGCGACUCCAGCUGAAUCCACAGCUGCCUCUCCUACAUCACAGAAGCCAAAGCAGAUUAAACAGAAAUACUAUAAAGCAAGCUCACAAACUGAAAAGAGCCUUCGGAAAUCACCAUUGACAGUAACUUCCACUGCAAAAUCUUCCUCAGAAAGAGCUAAAAGCCAACUGUCUGGAGGGACUGUGGAGCAGCAGCAGCAGACCACGAAGCAACCAGCACUGCCAAAUUCAUAUGACUCUCAAAAGUGGAAGAAGAAGAAAAAGAAGAAAAAAGAAAAGGAGGAGGAGGAAAGUCACCAUCGAUCAUCAAAUAAAUAUCAACAGGAGCAGCUGUCACAAAAAAGAAAGCACUCAUCCAAGAAUACACGAGAAGCUGAAGACCUGCCAUCACAGCCUGCUCGUACCCCUUCUUUACAGCAGAGUCAGGAGAUGGAGGCUGUGAGUCAGCUCUACGGCAGCCAUUUGCAUCCAGUGAAGACAAUGUACAAAGUUAACAGAGGCGAGGCGGAGCAGCCGCAGGUGGAGCGUUGGCGCAACGUUCAACAGGACGCUGUUGAGCGUGUGCGGGUCGCUCUGCGAGAGUGCACCCAGCUGCCACAGCCACCGCUCCGUGACUCUGCGACAUCUCCGCCUGUACCAUCUGCCACCGUGACGACGCCCUCACCUCCCAUAUUGACGCCUCAGCGGCCAUCCGUGGGGCCGGUUCCUCCCGACUCUCCGUCCCCUCCGCCACCAAUGCUGCCACCUGCAAUCUCCACAAAAACCCGCACCGACCGCCCGCACUCCACUGGCCUACUUGUGCAGUGCACCACUCCUCCAGCGAAUGAGAAGUUGUCUCCCACACCGUUCCUCACGCCACCUGAUGGAGUUGACCAGCAGAAGUCCAGAUCGCAGCUGCCAUCCAAGGCAACGGCAGAGAGUGGUGAACGUCGGUUGCGCACUCCCAGCCCGGCGUCCAGCAUUGGCAGUGUAGACUGGUUCUCUGUGCCACACCGCAACGGCGUGCCUCCGCGGAGGUACUACAACAGGAAGAGGCGGUACCUCGAUCUCAGCUGGGGUGAGGCCUCAGGAACGGACAGAGAAUGCAGUGAGGACAGAGGCGACAGUGCUGAGAGAAGCCCUUUGUCACUGCCGUCACCCAAGACACAGUCAUCCUGCAGUGCCCCAAAAUCUUCUGUUCAGGUAUCUGCAGCAUGCCUGGAACUAUUUCAGCAGUCGGUUCCCUCGGCGACUGCCCCUCACCGGUUGACGGCGGGAACUCCCCUAUUGACAUCACGAUCUGCACGUGCUGCCCGCUACUUAUGCCGCUACUGCCAGCAGCGGUUCAGUGCGCGCAUCCUGCUGAGCCUGCAUCGCGUUAACGGGGCGUGUGAACUGCACCGCAGCCACAACUAUGCGUGCAAUGGGGGUGGAGGUGACCAUCUGCAGGUGACAGAGCAUGAGCUGAUGCUGGAGGCGCGUGUGCGUCUCGAGCGGCUCUUCGUUUGCCCACGCUGCUCGCGUGUGCUCUCCACCGAGAGCACACUCAAACGGCACAUAGCACUCCGCCACGGACAUGAAAACCCCCGUGACACACGUGCCUCUGUGCAGGUGCACUCGCAGGACUGGACACUAUCCCUGCCGGAUACACCGUCGCCACCUCCCCUGUCGCUGCCACUUGCUGCCAGGUUGUCUGACAGCAAAGACAAUGUGUUGGAAGCUCUGGGGCUUACCAGGAAGAGUUAAUGACUGUGUCAUAGCUCCAGAUGCUCUGUUGUUGCCUUUCUCAACUGGUUGCUUCUUACUCUGUGCAUACAAAAGCUGUGAGACUGCCAUAAUUGUUUUACUAUUCAUUUCUCACAUAUCACCUUCUCAGUAUAUAAAGCAGUCAAAAGUAGACCAUCUGUUGACUGUAGUCUGUCAGACUUUUUGCAUCACAUUUUUUUCUUCUAGUCGAUCUUUUUAGAAAAAAAGAGAUCAGUGUUUCAUGAACUAAUAAGGAAGAGUUAUCCAUUGAUAUGAGUGUACAGAGAAACAAAACCAACUCCAUGAAAUUGUUUUUAUUAUCAUUAAAUUGCUUACCUAUCAUUGUGUGCUAUACUUUUUCUGUCUGUAUUGUCCGAAGCAUUUAGGGAAGCACUACCCUACUAGA
This is a messenger RNA of Schistocerca nitens (vagrant locust), 5290 nucleotides long. RefSeq names its product mucin-17-like. The transcript is spliced from 8 exons. NCBI's taxonomy places the organism in Eukaryota, Metazoa, Arthropoda, Insecta, Orthoptera, Acrididae. The record is from RefSeq and is a predicted model, not a curated record. Gene Ontology annotation, molecular function: zinc ion binding. Gene Ontology annotation, cellular component: nucleus. Bases 46 to 4884 code for a protein of 1612 amino acids.